Molecule: messenger RNA, 3537 nt
Organism: Suillus plorans
Lineage: Eukaryota; Fungi; Basidiomycota; Agaricomycetes; Boletales; Suillaceae
Product: trafficking protein particle complex subunit 10
Exons: 20
Coding region: 1-3537 (1178 amino acids)
Biological process (GO): early endosome to Golgi transport; intra-Golgi vesicle-mediated transport
Cellular component (GO): TRAPPII protein complex
Source: RefSeq, a predicted model, not a curated record
AUGUCUAAUCAGAAUGUCCUAGUGACAUACUCUGCACCAGUGUCGUUUUUGGCCUCAGAGAACUGGAAGCAAGUGCUAGCUGCCUUGCAAUCUCAGCUACCGCUUCGGAGCAUUCACUGGAAGUCAGCCUCCCGACCGAAUCUCAAAACCAUUCAGGAACUUGAACUUACUCUUGUUCCUUUGGAUUCUCUCCGCGAUGAACACACGUCACAAGUACCAGUCACUCUGUUAGAAAAGCCUUUACUCAACCUUUACGUUGUAACGUGCGAGGAUAACGACUUGUACAAGACGACUGUGAAGAAACAGAUCAAAGACUGGCAUUCUUCUAUAUCUCAGCGGAAGAAUCAAGAAUGGAUCAUUGUGCACGUUGUUCGUUCUGAUGUCAAGACCACAGACCGCAAGUUCUUCAACAUGAAGAGCUCCGUCCUUGAUAAGAUAAAGGCAGAUUUUAAUAUUGACAAGCGAGACCGAUGCGUACAGUUGUCAUGGACAGCGGGAGACCACAGUCCUGUCAUAUGGGCUGAUCUUGUGAACAAGAUCAAGGACGGUUUGCUGUCUGCUCUAGAUGUAUCCGUUUCUCAACGUGAAGAAGAGGUCAGACGCUCUGAGAGUCAGAGGCAAAUGCCUGGUUGGAAUUUCUGCACAUUUUUUGACUCUCAGGAAAGUCUUGCAAGCUCCUUUGAAGGAGUGAAACUUUUUGAAGAUGCCCUGCACCAGUACAACGAGCUGGAAGUAUCUUUCAUCCAAGUUCUGAGAGAGAAGAACAUGUCCUGGUUUGGUAGUCUCAUUCAGCCUGUGGACAAGGACGACUCGGUGCCUCUACUCUCAAUUACGAAGAAACAUUAUCGCGACCUUAUCCUCGCCAACUCCAUCUCAGUGUUCGAUUUCCGGAUAUACUUGCUUUCUCGUCAGUGUGCUCUGCUAAAUAAGAUGCGUCGCCCCUCCGAGAUUUGCCAGAAGGUCACCACCUUUUUGGGCACAUUUGGUAGACGAUUGCGAGAGGUAGAGGCCAAGUUAUCGGAAUACUUUAUUGAGUCAUGGAUAUUUUCUUCUGCUCUCAGUGUUGUCGAUCAAUGUGAUACGUGGGCUACUAUGACAGAACUGGAUGGCAUUCAGCUCGCGCGAUUCAGUGCGAGCAAAGGUGAACUUCUUGAAUUAGCCAAGACUCAGCUCGACAUCAUUGGCGUAAAAGUAGGUCAUCUGCCCAAAAAGCUGCCCUUUGCAACAACAUGUAUGGAAGAAACUGCCUUGCAUCCAGAACAAAUCAGUAAACGCUCAUCGACGCGGCGGAUAAGCAAUCACGAGAUCAUACUAGCUAUUAGGGACAAGGAGGCCUUUUAUGACUUGUAUUGCGCAACUUCAAAUCGUGCCAUCGACAUGUACGUAAAGGCUGGCCGUCGCAAAAUUGCGCUAAAACUGCAUGGCUUCCUCGCCGCCCUGGACAUCCAUCGAGGACGCCUGGCGAGUGCUCUGGCCAUUUUUACAUCCUUACCCGCACAUUAUGCACCUCAUAUGUGGAUAUCGCUAGAGUCCUUCGUACUCUCUCGUGCACUCGACAUACAUGCGGAGUUGAAAAAUCCUCAAGACCGAGAGUGGAUACAUAUCUUACUUGCAUAUAUCAGGACAUGCACAAAUGACAUGAGCAAAGAACUGACAUCGGAGGUGGAUCAAGAGAAGUCUGUUACCCAGCUUAUUAGAGCACUUCACACUGCUGCAGCAAGCUUAGACUCAGAUCUGGUUCACACAGACCAUCCUAUUAUGGCAGUUCAAGUAUCUGGCGAUGCUACCUGUAGUGACGAUGAAGACUUAGUCUUGGUAGAUGCCACCGUUUCAAACCAUCUACCAUGUGAUGUCUUUGUUGAUGAAAUUAACAUAACAUUGCGCGGUCGAGACUCUGAACGUCUGAAGUUCAUCGCAAAGGUGGAUAAACUUCCUCCUGGCCAAUCGACCGUAACCCUAUCUUGCCCGUCAUCUUCGUGGGGUCUAUAUACUCUUGAGAGCAGUGAAAUAGUGAUGUCGCGUGUCCACUUUCAAUGGCAACAUACGGGUACUGCGACGACCACUGCUCCCAAGAGGAAUCAGAUUUCAUUGGUGCGCGUGCCACACAGUUUGCGCGCAUUGGAUGUACAGGUGCGUCAACCUCAGCAAACUGAGCUUGGAACGACAUCACACCUCUUGCUUGUGAUUUCCACUGGCCGGAAUGACAUCUCGAGGGCAACUAUUAAGCUAACUCCGCCUUCUGGAGUACGAUUCAACUAUUCUGCGGCACGCUUAGAGGCCGAAGGUACGGAGACUCUUGAGGCCUCUGAUAAUGCUAUCGUCCUUCUGGAUGCUCCCGUCGACGCGGACAUCAUAAUUUCGCUGCCACACUCCGAUGCUUCGAGAUAUCAUACAAUGAAAAUCUGGUUAAAUGUGACAUAUAACACGCAAUCCUCAAUGGGUGUGAUCCGCACCUUGCAAACCUCAAGAGUUGUCACGGUCUCACUACCCAUAGCAGUUAAUGUAGAAGACUUUUUCCGCGGCAAAAGACUAUUUUCCAAGUUUACUAUCUCGGCAACUUCCCACCAGCACGUUCGAAUAUCCUCGACAGAGCUGCAGGGUGCACGAAGUCUCGAUGGGGUGAAGAUCUCAGGCUGUCGUCCGAGCCGUCCUGUUGUGACCGUUAUGCCAGAACAUCCCGUGAACUUCUUGUUCUCCAUAGAGUCGUCGAAUGGACCUGUUCUUGAUCCAUUGAACCUUGUUAUUAAAUACCGCAUACUACGUGACGAGGUGGAGGCAUUAGUUCGACAAACGGUGGAAACUGUGUUGUCAAGCAUGCCAGUCGAGAAGCCCCAAUACGGCUCUCCACGACGUAUGCUCAUCGACAAACUGGUCGCACAACUGGAGAGUGACGCUGAAUGGGUAGAAGCAUACAGAGCUACUGGUGAAAUUAUCUUACCUCGUUCGUUUGAAGAUGACGGGGAUUUCCAGGGACCUAUUUUGGAGGCAUUGGCGCAAUGUCGCCCAGAGACUGCAUCACCCUGCCCUUGGAGAGAGAUCAAGAUACCAGUUGACGUGCCAAGGAUGAAUAUUGUGACUGCAGCACAAAUCACUAUUCAACCCUCUUCACUUCCCAGUGACAUUCAGUCAGCUCAACUACCGCCAAUCUACGCAGGCCAACCAAUCAACGCAACCCUCAUCUUCAAGACAUCUUUUCAUUGGGCUGAGAAAGAGGGCAAACAGCGUUGCUACACGAUGCGAUACGAUGUCGAAGAGCGUGUCAAGGAUUGGCUUUUGUGUGGACGAAAACGUGGAGAUUUCGUUGCAACUGACGGUGGUUCAUUUGCUGUUCCGUUGACAUUGAUAGCUCUGCAUCACGGCGAAAUUACCUUACCCAAGGUCGACGUUCGACCACUACCGAUAUUAACGCAAGCCUCGAUGGGGUCUACAGUGCCAAGCGCUGAUGCUUGUCAAGUUCAUGGAGCUGAAAAGGUUUUGAUUCUGCCCAGAGGUGGCAGAAGUACAUAUAUCGUAGGUAUGGGCGGCGAGUACGAAUGA